CCUGCAUCAAAUUGGUAUCAGAGCUAUGGCUGGUCGUGGCAGAGGAAAUAAAGGCCAACAAGCAGAAUUAACUGAGAUGCGAUGUAUGAUUGAGGACUUGUCACAAGCUGUGCAAGCUUUACAGCGACCGAACCCUUGGGAGCCCAUAUGGAGAUGCCGGAGGGGUGACCCUGCAGACACACUGGAAGGCAGUCUGGAGGCUGAGACCGUGGAUGGAAGGGAUGAGAACCCUUUUCAUGAAGCUGGAACCACAAAUCAAGCGGUAAGAGGUGGAUUGGAAGAGUGGUUGAUACAUGCCCUUGAUUUGUUUGAAGAGGAAGGAGGUGACAUAUUAGAACCAGUUUAUGAUGUUUAUUGUGAUGAAAUUGAAGAAGUGGACAUUCUUUCAAUUCAGGAAGAAUCUUUAAUGAUUCAAGGAAUGAUAGUGAUAACUAAAGAAGAAGGACAAGAUUGGAGGAGUCAUUCUUUAAGGGAAAACAAUCAAGAAAAAAAAUCUCUAGCUGACAGCAAGAUAAUUGGUUACGCAUUUGCUGAGAAAUUUGAAGCUAAAAGUCAAGAGGCAGGAGUCAUAUAUGCUGCUCUAAAUAAGCCGUUGGGAGAAGAACAAAAAGGAGAAAAUUCUAUGCAACCUAAUGAAAAUCUCCAGCUAUUAGAAGAGAUUAAAGGGUCAGAAAAUAAGGAAUUACAAGAAGGGAUGCUGCCAAUGUUGAAUAUUCAACAUGACUUUGAUUUUAGUCCAACAGCGAGUUUAACUAAUCUGCCUACCAGCAAGUUUGAAUUAUACAACAAAAUGGCAGACUUCUUUCUUUGUUCUAAAAUUUCAGAUGCCACAAAAGUUGUUGAUUUAUUUUUGGAAGAAGUGGUGAGAUUAGAACAUAUUCCAACAUCCAUUGUUCGUUAUAGGGGUGUAAAGUUUAAGGGACAUUUUUGGAGGACUUCAUGGAAGAAAACUGUUCCAGAUAAAUACACAUUUGACAGCACCUGGAUUGCAGUGGGAAAAUUCAGAAAAAUUGGUCCAGAUAAACAUGUUGAAGCUGGCAAGUCUUUCAAUUUGAACCAACUAAAAUUUCCAGCCCGGGGAGAAUGAUGCAGGAGCGUAAAGUGUUUUUUUAAUUAUUUGUUUUAGUUUGAGUGUUAUUUGGAGUCUAAGUUUUAAUUUUAGGGAAGUCAUGUGGAUAGCUUGUGAUUUCUGAUUAGGACUAGAAUUAGUAGGUCAUUAGAAGUUCAAAUUAGUAUUGAAUUAGGAUUCUUGGCUACUGUUAGUUUACAUAGUUAUCUUUAGAUCUCUAAAUCAGUUUUUUGUUAUGAAGUUUUAGUUUGAGAAUAAACUUGAGGUUGAAAA
Molecule: messenger RNA, 1342 nt
Organism: Rubroshorea leprosula
Lineage: Eukaryota; Viridiplantae; Streptophyta; Magnoliopsida; Malvales; Dipterocarpaceae
Source: the annotation of a GenBank genome assembly